Molecule: messenger RNA, 5225 nt
Organism: Oncorhynchus kisutch (coho salmon)
Lineage: Eukaryota; Metazoa; Chordata; Actinopteri; Salmoniformes; Salmonidae
Product: WD repeat-containing protein 26
Exons: 14
Coding region: 445-2274 (609 amino acids)
Biological process (GO): proteasome-mediated ubiquitin-dependent protein catabolic process
Cellular component (GO): GID complex
Molecular function (GO): protein binding
Source: RefSeq, a predicted model, not a curated record
AGGAAUUUCCGGUUACGUCAGCGUGUCUGGACUCCAUUAGGGGGUUGCAGCUGUUGAGAGAAACAACAACAAAAACGGAGCGAUUGACGGAACUAUCACGGAGUCAGUGCGUUCUCAGCCGGGUUACGAAGUAUAAAUUCUGGGAGCUAAAACCUCCUUUCCCACCCGGGGCUUCGCCGGCUUCUAACCACGGCCGCUCUCGGUGAGGAAACUCUGGCCUCCGCUUCCUCCUCCUCCGACUCGGACACCGGCGGAGCGUCGCCGCCCCCACGGAAGAAACACCGAGCCUCGGCGGCGGAGGGAGCAGGAGAGUCCGGGGAUUCAACAGUUGCGACAGGCCUUUCUGGAGUUGUUUUGGGACUUGCUACUACUUCUCCACAUCACCAAGCCACCUCUGCUAUUCACUUUAACCGGACCCUUGUCAACAAUCUCAGCGGCAAUAACAUGCAGUCAAACGGGGCAGGACAGGGACAGGAUUCAGAGCUUUCCUGCCUGAACAGCGCGCAAAACGGGGAGUCAUCUUCGGCUGGGGGAACGCACUUCAACGGGCUUCUGGUCAGCACAAACAAUGGGAAUGGUGUCGGUACCAAUAACGGAGCUGGACCGGGCUCAGGGACUUCCACAGCCUCUGGUUCGGAGGUCGGCUCCAUGAAAAAGAAGAAACGCCUUUCGCAGUCGGAGGAAGAUGUCAUCCGAUUAAUAGGACAACAUCUCCACGGGUUAGGGCUAAAUCAAACAGUGGACCUGCUAAUGCAGGAGUCGGGCUGCAGACUGGAACAUACCUCAGCCACAAAGUUCCGCAACAACGUCAUGGAGGGGGAGUGGGAAAAGGCUGAGAAUGAUCUCAACGAGCUGAGGGCACUGAUGCAUUCUCCCAACGCUAUUGUGCGUAUGAAGUUCCUGCUCCUGCAGCAGAAGUAUCUGGAGUACUUGGAGGAUGGGAAGGUUCUCGAGGCUCUGCAGGUGCUCAGGGGAGAGCUCACGCCGCUCAAGUACAACACGGACCGCAUCCAUGUUCUCAGCGGGUAUCUGAUGUGUAGCCAUGCAGAGGACCUGCGCGCCAAGGCAGAGUGGGACGGCAAAGGCGCAAAUUCACGCUGCCGACUGCUGGACAAGCUACAGACGUACCUGCCCCCGUCGGUGAUGCUUCCCCCACGCAGGCUGCAGACCCUGCUGAGACAGGCUGUGGAGCUGCAGAGGGACCGCUGCCUCUACCACAACACCAAACUGGACAGCAGCCUGGACUCUGUCUCCCUGCUCCUGGACCACGUCUGCAGCCGGUCAGCAACACACUCAGGGAAGCAGUUCCCGUGCUACACGCAGCAGAUCCUCACAGAGCACUGUAACGAGGUGUGGUUUUGUAAGUUCUCCAACAACGGCACCAAGCUGGCCACCGGCUCCAAAGACACCACCGUCAUCAUCUGGCAGGUGGACCCUGAGAGCCACCAGUUGAAGCUGCUGCGGACCUUAGAGGGCCAUGCCUACGGUGUGUCCUACCUGGCCUGGAGCCCUGACGACGCCUACCUGAUCGCCUGCGGACCCGAUGACUGCUCCGAACUCUGGCUCUGGAACGUCCAGACGGGCGAGUUGCGGACCAAGAUGAGCCAGUCCCACGAGGACAGUCUGACCAGUGUGGCCUGGAACCCUGACGGGAAACGCUUUGUCACCGGGGGACAGAGGGGACAGUUCUACCAGUGUGACCUGGAUGGUAACCUGUUGGACUCGUGGGAGGGCGUGCGUGUGCAGUGCCUCUGGUGUGUGGGGGACGGCAGGACUGUGCUAGCGUCAGACACUCACCAGCGGAUCCGGGGUUACAACUUCGAGGACCUAACGGACAGAAACAUAGUUCAGGAGGACCAUCCUAUCAUGUCUUUCACUGUUUCCAAGAACGGAAGAUUAGCUUUGUUAAAUGUAGCAACUCAGGGAGUGCAUCUUUGGGACCUGCAGGACCGAGUGUUGGUGAGGAAGUACCAAGGUGUGACCCAGGGCUUCUACACCAUCCACUCCUGCUUCGGAGGCCACAAUGAAGACUUCAUUGCCAGCGGCAGCGAAGACCAUAAGGUCUAUAUCUGGCACCGACGCAGUGAGCUACCCAUCGCUGAACUAACAGGGCACACUCGCACAGUCAACUGCGUUAGCUGGAACCCCGCCAUCCCAGGCCUCAUGGCCUCCGCCUCGGACGACGGCACUGUACGUGUCUGGGGCCCCGCACCCUUCCUCGACACACAGGUGGUCGACGGGCUCAACGAGAACUGCAGCAACAUGGACAGUUGAUGGUGACGUUGGAAUGGAAAACUUAUUCUCUUUUACAUCAAGAAAUAAAACCAACCAACAAGAAAUAAACAUCAAAACGAGAACGAAAUCCAAAACCUUAUAAAACAGAGAAAAGUAAAUCAAUUGUCUCAUGACCGGGCAAAACUAUGGAGGUGAGGAUGAAAACACUCUUACAAAACUAGGUCUUCAUCCAAAACCAGAACCAGUGACUUGGAAGACCAGUGACCUGGAAAAUCGAUCUGAUCCAUUGGUACUCCCUGCUGGCUCCCUCUUCUUCCACCCCACCCCCUUUCCCAGCAAGGCCACAGCCACACCAGGGGCACUCCCCUGAAUAUUCCCCUGGAAACCCACAUCUUCCCUGGGCCUCAGGCACAGCAUCACGCCCCUGACCCCUUCAGACAGCCAUUACAGACCAUCUACAUGGAUUGGACCGUGUCUGUCAUCUGUCUCUCACCUACCCGUGUGUGUCCAUGGUGAGGGUGAUGGGGUGUUAAAAGGGGUGGAGGGGGUUAUAGCAACUCUUCCGUUUAUUAGUUUUUCUGUUCUCCUUUCUCCUCUUGCUCCUUUCUUCGCACUUGAGUUGUUGGAUGAAAGCAGAAAAUCAACACAAAACCAACCAACCGACAAAGAAAAACUCAAAAGGCUAUGCUUACUUUGGAUUUUUUUUACAAUAGUCAUAGCAUUCUUAUUGUUAUCAUUUAACAGGUGAAUCCUAGGGUUGAACUAGGAGUAGUGGCCGUGGAGUGCUUUAGUGUGAAGAAUACUCUCUCAAUUAGGAAAAUAUAUUUUUAUCCCUUGUUUAAAGUCUAACACAGACACACUCGCGCCAAUGUCCCCCGAGUCGCACCCUCUGACUCCCCCUAUCUCCCGCUUCCGAGCUUAAGCUAUCAACCGCACAGCUCACAGUUCCACUAGAUCUGCCUGUUGGGAGGGGGUAAAGGUCAGCUGUCAAAGGUGAGAGGUCAGUGGUAGCUGGUGUAGUGUGGUUGCGUCUCCGCUGUAGGGCCAAGCGUGAACCAGUCCUCGUGUUGAGUAUCUCUAAGAAUGACAUACUCUUGGAUGUAGAGGUCUGUACAUGCCGUACACUGAGGACCUGCACCUGUCCUUCCUCGUGUGUGUGUGUGUGUGUGUGUGUGUGUGUGUGUGUGUGUGUGUGUGUGUGUGUGUGUGUGUGUGUGGAUGAGCUUGUGUGUAUGGGUGAACUUCUGUGUUUUUGUUUAGGUGAGUGAAUGCAGGGGCAUGCACACCAGCAGAAGAUCAUGCUUUCCCCUCCUUUCCCCCUUUCCCCUCCUCCCCCAGUGAAAUUAUAAAGAGGAUUUUAAUCCCAUUCAAAUUAAUCCAAAACCCCAGAGCGACCUCUAUCUGUGGAACAAAGAAUACUUGGAGAGCCAUUUUGUAGAAACUCUUUAUUUUUAAUUUUUAACUUGGGCUUUUCUUUUUACAUUUGACUUUGCUUUUUUAUAUAUUUCUCCUUAACAACACCUACGAUUGGAAUGGCACUGAGAUACCGGAGUUGGAUCAGUUUUGUGGGAAAAUACACAGCUUUACAGAGUUUUCCCCUUUACACACACACCCCCGCCUGUCCCCUCCAGACACACACCCACAUGUACGCCCAAAACACGUCACUGAGGUCUACCCCUAGUCACACCUUUGACAGAGCUGGAUAGGUAUAGGCAAGGUUUUAUGGGUGGAAGUGAUCAUAUUGGAAUCUGGCUCACGCCACACUUCCAUGCACCCUACACAGUACACAGUAGUACAGCGUUCUUAAUGUUAAGCAUACAGAACCAAACACAACCUCCGGCAUAUACACAGGCAUAGCUGCUCUCCAUCUUACAUAGGCUUACAGCCCUUACUGAGCAAGACUGAUUUCUGCACAACACCCCUUUCUCUCCAGCCAAGUCAAUUUCUCUCCUUUUCAGUGAUGAAGGCACCAUACAGAGCUUUCUUCCUCCCGAUUCGGGGUAUGUAAUGACUAUUUGCUAUGGACUGAUAUUAAAUGUUUAAAAAGAACGCUUUUCUGUCCGUUUUUAUGAAAUAUUUUCUUACUUUCAUUUUUUGUUCUCAUUAUAAUUUCAUUCUCUCUCCCUGUAUUAUCAUAUUAAAAUAUAACCAGACAACUGGUGUCCUAUAUAUUUUUUUAAAUUCAUCUUAUGAUUAGUUUUGUCUUUCGGGUUUCAUUUUGACUUAUCCACUACUUCUUACAUAUUAAUAGUGAAUAUGCACAGUAACACUCAUGCCAAUAUGAGUGGGGUGAGUUAUGUUUUGGGAGUGUGUUACCUUAAGAAUCAGGUUUAAAAUGUCCACCCCAUGUCUUUUAAAAGUGAGACAUUGUGCAGUGAUUCAAUACUCAUGUCUCUGUGGAAUAUGUCCAGGACAAAAAAAAUUGUGCUUUUUUUUGUGCCACUGUUGGUUGCGUUUGCUGUUUCUACCCCUACCAAAAUCAAAGCACUUAAGACUCGAUCGUGGCUCUGUAGGUAUGUGUGAUUCCACGAUCUGUGUUUCACAUUCUGGAAUGGUGCUUUUCCCAUUCUAGAACCUUCCAUCUCUUGGACCCCUGAAUGGACUUGAACUGCCCAUCCACACCGUAUGUCAUGUCUGAGGAGUUGAGGCAAAUAAAAAGUGAAGAACCCAAAAGCUUUCACAAAGUUAUAAUUCACCUGCUGGUGACAUGCUAUGUCUGAAUGCAACUUGGUGUCUACUCUUCCUUUGUCUUGGAGUUUCUAGGACUGUUUAUGAUUUGAUGCUAAUAACUAUCUUAUUUCUCUCUCUGGAGGUGUUGGGGCUGGGUGGGGGAGUAAGGGUUUACGGUAGCAGAUUAAAAGAGUAAUUGUGGGACGGGGAUCUGUUUGCGUUUGUUUUAUUUACAAAAGUGAUUGUACUGUUUUGUAUCGUUGUGUAGGAGAAGUGUUGUGUGCAUAUUUUCAAUAAAGCUUUCAGGGUUUUGAAAAAGA